Penicillium nucicola is the source of this 588-nucleotide messenger RNA. RefSeq lists its product as uncharacterized. The record is from RefSeq and is a predicted model, not a curated record. NCBI's taxonomy places the organism in Eukaryota, Fungi, Ascomycota, Eurotiomycetes, Eurotiales, Aspergillaceae. The transcript has 2 exons. The coding region runs from base 1 to 588 and encodes 195 amino acids.
AUGGAAGCCACUACAACUGCAGAUUCCGCUGUAUCUGCAGGGCAGAAUGCUAUUUCGUCAACAGCGCCCAACGAGCCAACCUUGACCGAGAAUUCAAUCCUCUCUGUAGUUGAACAGGCUGGCACUGCAGAUGUAAAUCCAGAUCCGCAAGCAGCACCAGCAAAUAUUGCAUCAGAAAUCCCUGAGUCGGGGUCUUCUGAUCCUCUCAAUAUGGUAUCUGCUGGUGGAGAUGCUCCAAGAGAGAGUUCUAGUAGAAGUGAGAGUGCAUGGAAUAGGAAGCUAAUGGAGGUCCAGAUAGAGGGUUAUAGAAGGCAAAAUUGGAUGGAUACUCCAAACGAUACCGACUGCCCUCACGGUCUGUCAACCCUUGAAUAUAACACCUUGGUUCAAAACCACGGGUGGACGGAGGUCUUCAACGUCCCAACGGAUCCCAAUAAUUAUUGGAAACAGGAAUUCACCACUCAGAAAGUUCCUGUGAUAGCCGCUCCGGGAACUGGUAAGCGCAAUGUGAACGACCAUAGAAUGGCGACUGGAGUAGGAUACCUCAUCAUUCAGGAUGUUAACCGAACUGAUGGACCGCGAGUAUAA